GCCUCCAAUUGGCUCUUUCAUUGCUUCCUGUCAGAGGACUGGGACCUGAAAAGAACAUGACCAAAUACUACCUCUGGUUCUUGCUCUUCUACCUGUUCACAGAGCCAAGAGCUUCCAGAGAGAAUGAUGCCCCAGUAAUGGUGACAGGGAUUCUGGGAGAGUCAGCUAUUCUACCCACAGAAAUACCAAAUGGAUAUAAACUUGAGAACAUUAACUGGGCCUCCCGUACAUCUGUUGCUCUUGUGCAACCAGAAGGACAAUCUGUCAAGAUCAUUACAACCCAUCAAAAUUAUAGGGAUCGACUGAAUGUCCCACCCAAUACAUAUAACUUGAAGAUUAGCCCCCUGAAGAUGGAGGAUGCUGGAUCCUACAGAGCUGACAUAAAUCUUCAGAAUCCUACAACUUCUACCACCUUCACCAUCACCAAGAACUAUACCCUGCAUGUCUACAGACAACUGGCACCACCAAAAAUUACUUUGACUUUUGUAGCCUCUGAGAACAACACCUGUAACAUCUCUCUGACAUGCUUCAUGGAGGAGGGAGGAGAAGCUGUGAAGUACCAGUGGACUCCUCUGGGAGAACAAGCUGUUGAAUCCAAUGGGAAAUCUAGUCUUUUCAUCUUCCAAAGACCUAAGGAUGCUCCCAUAAAUUACACCUGCACAGCCAUAAACCCUGUCACCAACAAUUCUCAAUCCAAAUUUGUUCAAUAUCCUUGUGCAGGUACUUUAGUCAUUUUUGAUCCUUUCUGGUAUACUCUUCUGUCUGUCUUGGAAAUGGUGAUUGUCAUCAUUCUGACUGGCAUGGGGUUUUACCUGAGGCACAAGAAAAAACAAGAGCCAAGAGCUUCCAGAGAGAAUGAUGCCCCAGUAAUGGUGACAGGGAUUCUGGGAGAGUCAGCUAUUCUACCCACAGAAAUACCAAAUGGAUAUAAACUUGAGAACAUUAACUGGGCCUCCCGUACAUCUGUUGCUCUUGUGCAACCAGAAGGACAAUCUGUCAAGAUCAUUACAACCCAUCAAAAUUAUAGGGAUCGACUGAAUGUCCCACCCAAUACAUAUAACUUGAAGAUUAGCCCCCUGAAGAUGGAGGAUGCUGGAUCCUACAGAGCUGACAUAAAUCUUCAGAAUCCUACAACUUCUACCACCUUCACCGUCACCAAGAACUAUACCCUGCAUGUCUACAGACGACUGGCACCACCAAAAAUUACUUUGACUUUUGUAGCCUCUGAGAACAAUACCUGUAACAUCACUCUGACAUGUUUCAUGGAGGAGAAAGGAGAAGCUGUGAAGUACCAGUGGACUCCUCUGGGAGAACAAGCUGUUGAAUCCAAUGGGAAAUCUAGUCUUUUCAUCUUCCAAAGACCUGAGGAUGCUCCCAUAAAUUACAUCUGCACAGCCAUAAACCCUGUCACCAACAAUUCUCAAUCCAAACUUGUUCAAUAUCCUUGUGCAGGACGAAUUGGAGAGGAGAGAAAUUGGAAGGAGGGAGACGAUUUUAAAAACUCUUACAAAAGUCCAGGAAUGCCAAUGUCCUCUAGGUCACUCUGGUUUAUACUGGUGCCUGUCCUGGUAUUAGUGCCUUCAGCUGGGAUAUUGUUUUAUCUACAACACAAGAAAAAAAAAGAUGCUGAUUCACCGUCCACUUCCAAGGUCAUGGCCCUAAAAGACCUCCCACUUUCAGAAAACCAACUCUAUGAUGAAAUCAGCAUGCCCAAGGCAAUUGUCUCCAAUCCUCCAAAAGAAGAAGAAGCCCUGAAUACUAUUUAUUACACAGUACAGAAGCCCCAAAAGAUUAAAAAUUCUUGUUCAUCUGCUACCAAACUUCUUGGGACCUCUACCAAUGAUUCUGUGAUCUAAAUGACAGCGAAGUUUAUCCUCUUCCCAGGAAAGGACAUUUGAUGGCAGGAAGACUUCAGCCUGUUAAAAGAAAUAUGGGUUCAGGCCUCAUCCUGGUCAAUGAGGCAAACUCAGGAAAAGAAAGGAGAAAGUAUUUUAUUAGCACACCAAGGCAGCAAGCAGUUAGAAUGCAGCCAGACCCAUUACAAACUGAGCCAGUUUUUAUAGACUGGAGUAAACAACUUCCACAUAAGAACAAAAGUAUGCUGAUUGGUGGUGCAACACCAAACUGGACUUAUAUCAUUCCUCUAUCUUUAACUGCAUCAUCUUAAUCUGGACUGCCUGUAAUACAAGGUAGGCCUUGGGAAUAGUGCCUUACACUGGGGGAAACACUGUAAACAUAAGCAACAUAUAAUCCCCAUGACAAAACACCUGAGAGGGUCCACAAACAGAUAUUCCAGCCAUGAGAGAUCAGGAAGCCAAGAAGUUAACCAUUGCCAUGGGGGACCAGCAUUCUUUCUCAUCCUCCUAGAACUCAUUUUUGUAUUGAGACCAGAUGGACAUGAAUGUUAUCAGAAUUAUCAGCAACCUGUAUGCAGCUCUCCUGACCUAUGAGGACACAUCGCCCUCCCCACUUUGCCAGGAGGUAAUCCAGAGGAGUCUGUUCUGUAAGACCACAUCUCCAAGGGUAUAGAUCUCUGCACUAGGUUCGUCCACAGCAUCUAUGGAUUCAUUAACACAAAUCUGUAAAAAUUCAUUCAUUCUGUUGAAGAGUGCUAAACUGUGUCUGACCCUAUACAUGGGCAAUACGGUGGAAAAGGCACCCACUAGAGUGAUUCUCCCACUAGAGGAGAAAAUGUGGCAGAAACUUGGAUAGCUGCAUGUUUGUUCUGCAAGUAGGUGCUAAGAGGCAGGGUAGAUGCUUGAAAACCAAGAAGAUCUCUUUCCAUCCCUCGCUGUCUCUGCCAAUUUUGGGGAAGCUAAUAAUAAGUUGUGUUGUGACACAAGAAAUGAAGUCCUUGUGGGGCUCUCCUAAAAAAUCUCCUUGUGUGUGCCUGGCCUCCUAACUUAAGACUUUCUCAGAAGAUCAUUCUAUUCCCAAAUAAUCACAUUCUGUUUCAGGGAUAGGUAUAAUUACAUCUUAUUUGGGAUCCCAUUUUUUGCCCUUGUGUCUCAUUUUGCUCAUAGCACAGUAUCAAUGGCCUAAUAACAUAGCCCAAGCUCAAGGGAGGCCAGAAUUGGGAAAGGUUAGCGAUCUUAUUCCAACUAAAGGUAAAUGAGUGAGAGAAAUAAUUUUUCCAGUCUAUAACAAUACAAUUUAACAUUUUGUUUAAGUUUUCCUUAAUGAUUGCAAAAGAAUAGUCAUGCAAGUCCUGGACAUCUGAACCCAUGCCUACCAAGGGUAUCCCUUUCCCCAAGGCCAAAGGGGCAUGUGCAUGUAUCCAGCAGUUGAUCCAGCUAAAGGCAUGGAGGGCAUUUUGGAUCAGACACACAUAAGUGUUGGGUCUCCUGUUCCAUCCCCAAGGGCACAAAGCAAGGCAUAAAGUGAAGAAGACAAAUACAUGGUAGAUUGCAGAUGAAAUAUUAGGUCCUAAUUAUCAGAGUCAAACAGAUGACCAAGGACCAUUGAUUGCUGUUGGGGUUUCUUCCCAGUUUACCUGGGUCCAGUGGCUGAUCAGAGUUUGCUGCUUCUGUUAAGCUGGGGUCAAUCACAGCAGGCUUCACAUGGGAGUGAUGUAUCCAGGCUAUCCGCUUGGCACCCUUGAUGGCAGUAUGUCUGGUCAGCAGGAUCUGGAAAGGCCCAUUCCAAGAGGGCUGGAGACUAGAUGUCUUCCUGAAGUUGUGGGUCCACACUUAGCCUCCUCACUCAAAUGAAUACAUCUCCUUUUCCAAAGGUAGAAUUUGUGUCAAGGCUGCCUCCUUCCAGACCUGUGAAAGAGAACUGGACAGAGAUCAUAUACCUUAUCAGGCUUUCAUCCCCUGUGGCCAGACUCAGGCUCUGAGGGUCCAACCUCCAAGUAGCAGUAGGUGAUCUACUGAACAGAAUUUCAAAAGGUGACAAUCCACAAUCCUGCCUACUGGAACAACACAAGGGGAAGCACCUGAGGACAUUUUAACUGUGUUUUCUGGCAUAAUUUUCCAAAAAGCGUCCAUUUAACCACUCAACUCUCCCUGAUGAUUGUGUGAGUGAUAAGGGGUACACAGGUUCCCAAAACACUUGGAGAGUUGCUUAGUUAUUUCUGCAGAAAAGUGUGGCCCCUGAUUGGAGUCAAUAGUACAUGGCAGGCCAGAUUAUUAUUAUAUUAUUAUGUCCUUGAUCAGACACCUUGCCAAUGUGUUUGCUGCAGCAUGUUGUCACUGGAAAGGCCUCUACUCAAUGGCUCGAUUGUUCUCUGCAUACCAACACGUAACUGUAACCCAUAGACUUUGGCAAUUCAAUAAAGUCAGUCUGCAGGUGUUCAAA
Molecule: messenger RNA, 4299 nt
Organism: Vombatus ursinus (common wombat)
Lineage: Eukaryota; Metazoa; Chordata; Mammalia; Diprotodontia; Vombatidae
Product: SLAM family member 5-like
Exons: 11
Coding region: 57-1856 (599 amino acids)
Biological process (GO): T cell activation
Cellular component (GO): external side of plasma membrane
Source: RefSeq, a predicted model, not a curated record